AAAUACGUAAUGAGACCAUCAGGAAUUCUGGACAGGCUAGCCGCUUGCGCGCUAGCCCCUGGGUCCUGGAAUCCCCGCGAAUUCGCUGCGCCGCCGCUGCCACUCGCCGUCUCCAGCGAUUAUUUGAUUAUUUGGCAAGCCACGCCCACCUGAGCUGCAGCUCCCACUUUCCACUCGCUUUUUUUCUACCUCCUCCGUACUUUUGCUUCACUUCACUGUCCCCCGCCUCAAUAAUCCGUCUUCUUCCAUCCAAUUGCUCGUGGCCUAUAUACUAUCCUGCCUAUAUAUACCCGCCGUGGUGACUGCCACCUGAGAUCUGGUCGCUGUCCACCAUGGCUUCGUUCAAGGAAACCUCCGUCCGCCCUGUCGCCCCCGUGGGCAUGCCCGUCCGACAGCCCCAGUCGAGAAACCACUCCCACUCGAUAUCCCUGGGCGCCAUCAACGCCAACCACCGCGUCACUCGCCGCAAAAGUGUCAGCCGCAAGCCGUCCGAGGCCAGUUCCAUCGGAGCCUCCUCCGGCUUCAGUUCCUACCUGUCUCGUGGCCUGCAUGCCGCCAGCCCUGACAGUGCCGCCGAUCGGAAACACUCGCCAAGUUCGAUCGACGAGAACACUGCCGUCGAUGGACCGGUUCCUGCCGGCAAGCCUGUGUCCACGAAGAACCGGAAUCGGCGAGCCAGCGAGGGUUCGCACUUGAUGCGCGGCGAGGGCAAGCGCGUCUCAACUGAACUGCGUUGUGAUCAAUGCGGCAAGGGAUAUAAGCACAGCAGCUGCUUGACCAAGCAUAUGUGGGAGCAUGAUCCGGCAUGGGCGCUGACAUCCAAGCUCCUGAUAUCCAAGCAUCAGCAGGUGCAGCUGCUCGAAGCUGCCACCGUUCUCGUGGCUAUGAACGCUGAGAACGAGUCGGACAACUCCUCUGCCUCUGCGGAUGCCUCAUCCGAACCCCACGACGGAAUCAGCUCGACAGAAACCACCCCGCCACCGAUGGACGACGACGAUGAUGAUGACGACGUGGCAGACUUGAACAAGCGCUACACCUCCUCGGCCUUCUCCCGCUCCUACCAGUCCGUUGCGUCUAGCUCGUAUGCUGACAGCGGGCCCCUCCAUUCCCCGGCCUUCUCGCAUUUCCGGCACUCGAGCAUCGACACCCGUCCAUCGACGGCGGAAACAAGCGGUGGCCAGGACGACGACAGCGAUGCGGCCGAUCUGGCGGCAGCGAUUCGGCUGUGCAACUUUGGCACGCCUCGCUCCAAAGCCACCGCGAUGUCUGCGGACGUGCCGCCUGUUCCACCUUUACCAGCACGAUAUCUAAGCCAGAACGGAGUCAGUUCCAGCAGCGGGAAAAACAACAGUCUAAGCGUUGCCGGAUCGCAGCCGGCCGUAUUUGGCUCUUUUACCUUGGACCCAUCGCAAUCCUACAAAGUCUCGGAUGAACGAGACGUGAAGAUGGGUGACGCAGAUCGCGAGUCUCGACACCGGCGCAACAACGACGUCGACUUUGGCAGCCGCCAGACGCACGACGACGAUGACGACGGAGUCUUUGGCCGGAUGGAAGAAUGAUUCUUUCUGGCGCUCGCUCGGGAUGUAUAUAUUCUAUAUUCUACAUUCCUCGAUCGGUCACGUUUCCUACGACAUUGUACGAAUUUCACCUUAUUUCCUUGAUUCCGUCUCCCGUCCUGGCUGGAGAUGGCUUACCCUUAUUAUCCCGAGGCCAGUAUC
This is a messenger RNA of Talaromyces proteolyticus, 1718 nucleotides long. RefSeq lists its product as uncharacterized. The record is from RefSeq and is a predicted model, not a curated record. NCBI's taxonomy places the organism in Eukaryota, Fungi, Ascomycota, Eurotiomycetes, Eurotiales, Trichocomaceae. The transcript has 3 exons. The coding region runs from base 333 to 1559 and encodes 408 amino acids.